CCUACAAAAAGUCCACCUUACAUUUAUUUCAGAACCUUCCACUUCCACGCCUUUAUUUAUUUUCUUUUGUUCUUUUUCAAGUUUCAACUCUCUCUGUAACUGUUUCAUAAGUUGGAAAAAGAAGAGAGUUAUUAAUUUCAUCACAAUGCUUCCCUUCCUCGAAACUCAUAUCAUGUCACAAUAUCUCCUAAUCUCUCAUCCAAAUUAACAGCAACCAAAUCUCAAGAAGAUGGAGAGCUCAAUUGGGUUCAUGACAGUCUUCGCCGUCUCUGGAAGUGUGGUGCUUCUUGCGGCUCAGCUUCACAAGCGUCUCCUCUCUGAUUAUAUGGACAAGCUCGAGCCUCAACAUUCUAAUAAGGAAAGAAAGAAGACGAAGAAGAAGAAGGUGAGCUUUGCAGAAGAUAUGGUGGAGCCGUCAGGGAACAACGAAGAGUAUCGCCGGAGUUUCCGCAAAUCGAAGUUGGAGGAUGAAAGAAGAAGCCCUCAAAAGAGUCAACUUAUUCAACACAAAAUUUUCAUAUAAAUAUUUUUCUAUGUAAUUGUUUUCCUUAUUUGGUAAAUAUUAGUUUCACAAAAUUAGGAGCUAGACCGGACCACAUAUCCCAUUCCAUGUCUUUUUUUAUUAUGUCAAGUUGUGUCAUUGGACGUAGUACAUGUGUCGUUAAUGUUCUGAUUCGUAUCGAGUAGCGUUAUUAA
This is a messenger RNA of Arabidopsis lyrata subsp. lyrata, 696 nucleotides long. RefSeq lists its product as uncharacterized. Lineage: Eukaryota; Viridiplantae; Streptophyta; Magnoliopsida; Brassicales; Brassicaceae. The transcript has a single exon. The record is from RefSeq and is a predicted model, not a curated record. The coding region runs from base 230 to 523 and encodes 97 amino acids.